CUUAUAGUAACGUUUAGGCGCUCAUUUUGAACAGUUUGCAUGUUUUCGCGCGUUUGUUAUUCACAUUACUUCAUCACCUCUUAUAGUACAUUAUCUGUAACUUUAAAUCUGUUCUUCAAGUUUGAGGCAUUACUUUGGUAAUUUAUUUUCAAAUAAUAAGCCCAUUUUAUCGGCAUUUUAUUAUGAAUUUUAACAAAAAUAUAUUUGAGUUGUAAUUACCGUGUUUAAAGAUUUCAAAAACAUUCAGGCAAAUCGUUACAGGACUUAAUUUGUUUUCUGUUUACUGAAAAAGUCUCAUUUUGUGAUGGCAAAUCACUUUUUCUACGGCCAAUCGGUGGGAAAAAAUCGUAAAAAACAUAGAGUUUUGUUCAUCGUUGUUAUCUGCAUUGUUAUGCUUACAGAAUUUUGGGUGAUAAGUAAUGAUGAUAAAUAUCUUGUGAAAUAUAAGAUUGAUAAUGAUAACCCUUUGCAGAAGCACACCAAGGCUUUAGAUUAUAUUCAAAACAUGAGUCUUGAUGACUCGUAUAGUAUAGAGUUAAAUAAACAUGAUCGAUAUGAUGGACAGACUCAGUGUGACAUUCAACAUAAAGAUUUAACGGGAUAUCCAGAAUGUUUGUCCAAGAUUGAAUGGUUACGGAGAAGUUGGCAAACUCAUUCAUGUUAUGCUGAGUUAGGAGUAGAUGGAUCAGAAUGUUCAUUUUUUCGUUAUCUUAGUGAGGUUGAACGUUUCUGCCCAAUAAUGGAUAACCGAAAAUUUGUAGAACAUCAUAGAAAAGCUCAGAUAAAUCGAGAAUUAAAAGAUCUACUUGGUCUAUUAUCUGCGAACAAAAACCAUUUAGUAUCAAACGUGUUUAUGCGUGAGAGAGUAAAGCGCAUUUGGCCUGACUGGCUAUCAGGAAUUCAACACUAUAUAAAUGGAGUUAAUUUCUCGUUGCCUGAUUCACUGGAUCGUUGUAAACAUUGUUCUUCUGAUGAUAUAACUUGUUUUACUCUUUGUCAGUCUACUAAAAUAAAAGGUCAACCGUUUUUAUUUGGAAGACCAAAACUCAAUAUUCUUCUUCAUUUGGAAUUUUUAUCGAAUGCUCUUGGUGAUAAUAAUUUCGAAACACAUGUGUCCAAAGGUGGUCCUCUUGGUGAACUUGUUCAGUGGACUGAUCUCAUUACUGCUCUCUAUAUACUUGGUCAUAAUUUAACAAUUACCUACGAGGCCACCAAUGCAAAGUCGCUUCUUUCAUAUUCAGAUCAUGUACCAUGUUUGAUGAAAAGUAAUGAGUACGAUUUAAUAUACACAGAUAUUAGAGGAUUCAAACGAUUAAGUCCCACACAAAUCCGUACGCCAUUAUGCAAAUUUCGUAUAUUGGAUACAUUUGGAACAGAAGCUAAAUAUAAUCGGAAGGAAGAAACGUGGGGUGGAUUACAUCUACAUUUACAACAAUUUUAUACAUUUUUUCCUCAUUCACCGGAUAAUACAUUUCUCGGUUUUGUUACAGAAAUCUUCCCCUUUAAAUCUAAAUCUAAUCAAUCAUUGUCUAGGCCUAUGGCUCUUGUCUAUGGAAAAGAGUCAUAUAUGUGGAAAGAUAAAACAAAUUAUUUGCGAAUUUUGUCGGAUUACUUUGAAAUACAUGGGAAUGUGUUGGAUAAAGUUGAGAACUUACCAAAAUUUGUACAUAUACACCAAAUACAACAUGGUCAACCAUAUUUAGAAUUAAUGUCGAAAGCUCAAAUUAUGAUUGGAUUGGGAUUUCCUUACGAAGGUCCUGCACCUUUAGAAGCAAUCGCUAAUGGUCUCAUUUUUCUUAAUCCUCGUUUUGAUCCGCCUCACAGCAGAAGCAAUCAAGCAUUUUUUGCUGAUAAACCUACUUUGCGAGGUCUUACUAGUCAACAUCCGUAUAUUGAAAAUCAUAUCAGUGAACCAUAUUCUUAUUUGAUUGAUAUGGGCAAUGAAACACAAAUACGCGAAACUGCUAAACGUAUUCUGACAACAAUUAAAAGUGGAAGUUAUCGUCCACAUGAAUUUACUCCAUGGGGUUUUAUUGAACGUCUAAAUGCUUAUUUGACACGCCAAAAUAUCUGCGCCACACCCUUUUACAAAGACUUGAUCCGGUCUCUAAUGCCGAUAGCAAAAGCUGGCGCGCCUUCUACAUUUAACAACUUAGAUGUCCCCGGCACUUCUGUUUCAUGGCCUCCAGCAUCAAGUUUAAAGAUAGUUUUGGGGUCUCGUGGUAAAUCUUGUGCAGAUGUGUGUAUGAAUCUGGGAACUUCAGAACAUGCUUUAUUACUGCCUUCCAAUAUUUCUGCUUACUCUAUUCGUAACAACACGCAACAUCAACAAAUACAGAAUGGUUACAUUUACUAUCGUUCUAUUCACUCUACGCCUUCGCCAAACUUGUCUUAUCUUUAUACGUUUCGCUGUUCUCCAGAACACUUUCCAAGUGUUAAUCAUCGACUGAACCUUCAGUAUUUGGGUGUUUCUUGUCCUAAUAUUACCUACACAACUAGUUCAAUGGCACCUUAUUGGGACAAUACAGCAAGAUCAUGUGUAUUUCAAGCUAAUCAUGAAUGGUUUGACUGUACUGCCUCAGGAACCUCUAAUGGGUCUGAUGUAUUUUCUCGUUUUUGUCCUUGUCGUGAUGCUCUUCCUAACCAGAUUUCUUUAUGUUCUAACUGUUUAUGAAAACAUUAAACAUACAUUUGUCCAAAAGACUAACAUUUUAUUUGGUUUUACCAACUGUUAUAUUUAUAUUUCUGUAAUAAUUUUUAAAUACAUUUAUUGCAAUAUUUAAACAUUCCUGAUGUUAUAUUGUCAAUGAGAAACUAUUAUCUUAUUUUUUUUAAAUGAAAUCCCACCUUUAUAGUACUGAGAUAGAAGUAGAUUUUGUAAAACGGAAUAAAACUUUAUUGUGGCAUGUAUAUUCAGUGAUUUUUUGUAAAAACAAAAUAAAGGUCACAUAUCUUCCCUAUUUGUCACACUUUAUAUGUAACUACAUUGAUACUCAAUAUCUAUUGUUUCCUUGUAUCAAUGGUAAAGAAACAAAUAAUUGUUUGGUUAUAUAUAAUGUACACUACACUACCGUGAUUCUUAAAGUGUAAACUCAAACCAAGUCAUCCAUUCUUCUGCUUCACUGGCCACAGCCUUUGAUUGAAGAUUAUAAUAGUACGAUAACAUUCUUUCUGGCCUUUCCACACUACAUUGGAGCUUCAGCCCGGUUCAUUACUAAGGAAUACUACCGGAUUUAAACUUCUUCAUUUUGCUGUUAGUGCCAUCACGUGCAGAGGAACCU
Messenger RNA from Schistosoma rodhaini, 3281 nucleotides. The record is from the annotation of a GenBank genome assembly. NCBI's taxonomy places the organism in Eukaryota, Metazoa, Platyhelminthes, Trematoda, Strigeidida, Schistosomatidae.